CUAUGACUGCCAUUAGUGGGAUUUAUUUUUUUCUUUUGUCUGAUUUUUGAUUUGACGCAUAUUUUUUUUGUCUCUCACACUCAUAAUGACGGAACCUACAAAAGACCAAUUGACUGGCUUACUCGUAACAAAAUUAACGGGUGCAAAAAUUAACACAGCUGAAUGGAAUAGAACUGUUCAAAAAGCCAAGUACACCUUAACCUACGACAAAUGUACGAGUACGAGUGAACAUGAAGUAGACACUGCAAUAAAUGGGUUGGUUGAAAAGUUUAGUAUUAAAGGGCGUCGAGACGUAUCAAAAGCCUUGCUCGAACAUAAGUCGGCAUAUCUUGAUAAAUCACGACCGUUAGGAUCACCAAACACAAAUCAAUCAAUUUUAAAAUACGAUUUGCUUCAACUGCUAUUAUCAUUAUCUUCAUCCAGAAAUCAAACCUACGAUCAUAUACCCAUAUUAAACGAAAGUAUGCCUACUGAAAACAACUUGACAUGGGAGGAAGUUGUGAAAGAUGACCCUUUAGAAGGGGAUCAUUGGAAAAAAUGGCCUGAGGAUACAUCUGACGAUGAUUCUAGUGACAACGAUGGACGUGACUCUGAUGAGGAAUCUACAACGGCUAGACAGCUUCGAAAUAACGAGACACAGGACACGCAGACUGUGAACGAUCCUGAAGUUAGCUCAAGUGCUUAUUAUAAUCAAAUGGAUAUUGACGAAAGAGGGGAUCCUGAAUCUUUAGGAUUUUUAAUUACACAGCAGUAUUGGAGAGAUGAUUAUAGUUUAGAAAGAGAAGAUGAGUCAGAUGCAGCUUUGCUACAAAACCCCUGCCAAAUGAGUGAUGCUCUUGGUAAUCUAUUGUAUACCCGAGCAGAAAGAAGCCGAUUGAAAACGAUUCCAGAAUCAGGUGUAAUAAGAGAAGUUAUAUCUCUGCUAAGAGGAUGUCGCGGUGUUUUAUUUAAAUAUGAAGAUGGACAGUUUCAGCUUGAUGAAAAUUACGUCCUUCAACAUCUCAGCCGAAAUGCAUUAGGAUCCAUAUUAAACGAAUUUUGCGUAUUCGGAAACAUUCUAUCAGAACUCAGACAAAUUGUUACCCGUGUAGCAAAUGAUGCGAAAUAUGGGCAGACGAGUCAAGCAUUUGCCGCAUCCAUAUACAAUUCGCUCAUGGAUUUCGACGGAUUACUUUCAGAGUUGGAAGCUGGCAGUGGUUUUAUAACUCGUAACUCAACUGCAAGCAUCUCCAUAUUAAAACUUCGUACAACGCUUGAUUCGCAUUUGCAAUGUUUUAAAGAACUCCACGAAAUUACAAUGAAUACACCGUAUUCCGAUGCAAAUCCCAGACUAAUAUCGACCUAUUUGAUAUCCGCUUUUUACGAUCACACUCUUAUUGCUCAAUCUUCAGGACAACGUGUUGUAUAUGAUACUUUAUUGUAUGUUUUGGAACAACUGCUAGUGCCGUACGGCCGCAUUAUAGACGACUGGAUAUUUUAUGGUUCUUUAGAGGGAGAUGUUGCCAACGAAUUCUACGUUGUCUCCAGUGAAAUCAUAUCAAUAGAAGAUCCUAAUUUUUGGACGGAUGGAUUUUCUAUUGCACCUGUUGUCUGUGAAUAUGUUUGUUAUCCCUGUCCGUUGUUUAGUCACACCAACAUGGCACGUAUUUUCUUUACAGGAAAGGCUGUAAAUUUAUUGAAUGAAAUUGAAAAAAAAUUGAGGCAUGUUCAGUUGAUGAUGCAUCAGCCUGUUUCAUUCUCUGUUACAAUGAGUGAUUUCUUGGCUGUAAAACCGCCCUUCAUAACCUAUAAUAAGGCGUCUCGUCAAGCAAGUUCUGAUGAUAUCGGGUCCCUUACGAUGGCUUUAUUUCCAAUGAAAAAAUGUCAAUCUCGACCCAAUGAACCGAUUGUAUUUGUGGAUGAUUUUGAUUCUUUAUUUGACCAGGACUUUAUACAGUUUAUAGACAAAUACACACAAGAACCUUACAUCAAUACAGCGGAUACGCUCAACAAGGUGCUUCACAAUAAUUGCCGGCUAUCCGAACAGCUUAAAUCAUUGGCAUCCAUAUAUCUCAUGCUGGAAAAUGAUUUGAUGCAUUCGUUCUGUGAGGUGCUCUUUAAGCAGAUAGAUGAUAACGAGCUCUGGUUUGAUAAGCAGAUUUUGAACAGUACAUUCUCUGAAGCAUGCGAAAUUAGUGGCUAUGAUGAAACAGUUUACAUACAAGUAGAACAAACAGAUGAUGUUAGUCCGCCAAACACAAUAACCUCCUUUUUGGAAUUAAUCUCGUUUAAAGUAGAGAUCCCAUGGCCCUUGAAUAAUUUUAUUCAAAGAGAACACCUGGAAAACUACUCUAAAAUUUCAAGCUUACUGUUACGGCUUAAACGUGCUAAAUACAUUAUGGAAAAGAAGACUUUGUUUGGAGGCCGGACCGACUAUCAAAAUAAUGAUCAAAAUGCUAUGCAAUUUUAUUCAGUCCGUAUGAAAAUACUCUGGUUCAUUAAUUCAUUUUGGCGCUAUAUAAUGACGACAAUUCUCCAUGCAGAGACAAUCGAAUUUAGAAAAAAGCUGUCGGUAUCCAAAGAUGCUGAUGAAAUCACAAAACUCCACACGUUGUAUAUUAAUACGAUUGUGGAUCGGUGUUUGUUAAAUGAUAAGAUGAGUGCUAUCAGGAAAGCUGUCAUUGGCAUAUUUGAUAUGACUGAGCAAAUGGCGGUUUUAUUUAAAAAAUAUAUGCGACUGUCGAGUGAUGAUGCUUGCAAUGAUUCCGAAGGAUUUAAAACACAAAUGGGUGAUAUUGAGAAGAAUUUCAAACGAUCAAAUGAAUUUAUUUCCGUGAGCUUGAAGAUAUUUGCAAAGAAGGCUAAUUUACCUUGGUUCGAAUCACUGGCCUUUUCAUUGGCUAGUUAAAAAAUAAAAUAAACAGUCGAAGUUCAUGGGUUCUUCUCUC
Messenger RNA from Mucor mucedo, 2927 nucleotides. RefSeq names its product Spc98 family-domain-containing protein. The transcript has 11 exons. Gene Ontology annotation, biological process: mitotic cell cycle; meiotic cell cycle; microtubule nucleation. Gene Ontology annotation, cellular component: gamma-tubulin complex; equatorial microtubule organizing center; centrosome. The record is from RefSeq and is a predicted model, not a curated record. The coding region runs from base 86 to 2887 and encodes 933 amino acids. Lineage: Eukaryota; Fungi; Mucoromycota; Mucoromycetes; Mucorales; Mucoraceae. Gene Ontology annotation, molecular function: microtubule minus-end binding; gamma-tubulin binding.